Lytechinus variegatus (green sea urchin) is the source of this 3901-nucleotide messenger RNA. Its product is annotated as tyrosine-protein phosphatase non-receptor type 11-like. Bases 149 to 1969 code for a protein of 606 amino acids. The record is from RefSeq and is a predicted model, not a curated record. The transcript has 15 exons. Gene Ontology annotation, biological process: protein dephosphorylation. Lineage: Eukaryota; Metazoa; Echinodermata; Echinoidea; Temnopleuroida; Toxopneustidae. Gene Ontology annotation, molecular function: protein tyrosine phosphatase activity.
CGUACCGGGUACGUAUGCGGACGUACAGCAGGCGUGCAGCAGUGAUAAUCUUUUUUAGGAAGACCGUAAAUUUAUAAACCGGACAUAACAAUCACAGUAAUUUUAAGUUUCGUUGGACAUCCGGAUAGAAUUUUCACUGAAUUUGAUCAUGGCUUCUAGAAGAUGGUUCCAUCCAAAUAUAUCAGGAAUGGAAGCUGAACAGCUCCUUCUAAACAAUGGUUUUGAUGGAUGCUUUCUGUGUCGACCAAGUAAGAGUAAUCCAGGUGAUUUCACAUUAUCAGUCAGGCGUAAUGGAGAGGUGACCCACAUCAAGAUCCAGAACACGGGUGAUUUCUUUGAUUUGUAUGGAGGUGAAAAGUUUGCUACUUUGGCUGAGCUGGUGCAGCAUUAUACAGAAGGGAGGAAUCAACUUAAAGAACGAAAUGGUCAGAUGAUUGAACUCAAAUAUCCUCUCAACUGUGCAGAUCCAACCAAUGAAAGAUGGUUUCACGGGCAUAUCACUGGCAAGGAAGCAGAGAAAUCCUUGAUGGAUAAAGGAAAGAAUGGAAGUUACCUUGUUAGAGAGAGCCAUAGUAAACCUGGUGAUUAUGUACUUUCUGUACGAACUGAAGAUAAAGUCACCCAUGUCAUGAUCAGAUGUCAGGAUACCAAGUAUGAUGUUGGUGGAGGUGAACAGUUUGAAACCUUAACAGACCUGGUAGACCAUUAUCGAAAAAACCCAAUGGUAGAAACAACAGGAUAUGUGGUGCAUCUCAAAGUGCCUUUUAAUGCAACCAGGAUAUCAGCUUCUGGAAUCAGGAAUCGAGUUGAAGUCUUAGAGAAGGAAACAAACUCUAGAGAAAACUCAAAGAAAGCUGGAUUUGAAGAAGAAUUUGAGGCAUUACAACUGUUGGACAACAAGCAUCUUCUCCCAAGAAAAAUUGGAGAUAAAGCAGAAAAUAAGAGCAAGAACCGUUACAAGAAUAUACUUCCAUUUGACCAUUCAAGGGUUAUUAUCAACGAUGGCUACCCCGGUGACUACAUCAAUGGUAACUAUAUUGAUUUACCAAAGGCAUGGAAGAACAGUAUUGAACUUCAACAACAAGGUGAAAAUGUAGAGAAGAUAGACAUGAGUUGGGAACAUCAGAAACGUUACAUUGCUACACAAGGUUGCCUCAAGGACACAGUACCAGAAUUCUGGAGAGUGGCUUGGCAAGAAAAUUCAAGAGUCAUCGUCAUGACAACUAAAGAAGUAGAAAGAGGGAAGAAUAAAUGUGUACGUUACUGGCCUGAUGCUAAUACCAAGAAAGACACUGGAUUGAUAACAGUAACACACAUCUCUGAACAAAGUAUGGCAGACUAUGAUCUAAGAGAAUUCUCACUCUCUCAUAAAGACUUUCCUGAUGAAUCCAGACCAAUGUUCCACUUUCACUUUAAGAGUUGGCCUGAUCAUGGUGUUCCUUCUGAUCCUAGCAGAGUUCUUAACUUUCUUCAAGAUGUCAACAAAAAACAGGAAACAUUCCCUGAGGCUGGUCCCAUCAUUGUUCAUUGCAGUGCUGGUAUUGGAAGAACAGGAACAUUCAUAGUCAUUGAUAUCAUUCUCAACCUUAUUAAGCAACAUGGUCUUGACUGUGAGAUUGAUAUCUAUAAUACUAUCAGGCUUGUAAGACAGCAACGCUCAGGUCUGGUACAAACUGAAGCACAGUAUAAGUUUGUAUACAGGGCUGUUCAGCAUUAUAUUGAGACUCUAUCACAAAGAGUAGCUGCAGAGCAGAAUACAUUGAAGACUGGCCGUGAGUAUAUCAAUACUAAGAGAGCACACUAUGAGGUUCAACAGCAUCCAGGCUCUACACCUAUCAUGUCACAACCUCUCCUCAAUGAAGAAAAGAAUGUUUAUCAGAAUGUUGGUCCUAUUAACAAGUCAUCACCUAUUCCUCCAAGAUCACGUCCAGCGCAGCCUCCAGUCCCAAAGUCCAACAAUAUCAAAUAACAAGUCCAGCAAUCGGUCUCUUCUCUUAACAGGCUCUUCCAUUUUCAAUUCUGCUAUAGAUGCUCUCUUUUCUAAGGUGCACAUUGGUAUAGGAAGAACACUUCUUUAUAAAGCAUGUCAAAAAUAUUCUAGUUAAUACAUCUCCAUUUCCUGAACCAUGUAAAGGUUUUCAAUAUCACCUUAAACCAACAAUAAGAUGCAAAGUUUCUCUUAAAAAUUUCAACGGAGUCUUCAAAAAGUAAAAAUUAAUAAAUUAAAAAAUUACGUUAUCCAAAAGAGUAAUUCUUCAUAUUGUCAAAUUUUGAAGUUGUAAAGUUAGGGGGGAUGAGAUACAAGAGUUUCUCUGACACAUAUUUUGUGGAUUGCUUUGAAGUUUCACUGAGAUUUGACAGUGUCCGUAUCUCAUGCUUGACUGACCCACAAACUUCAGAAUUUGCUUGAACCUUAUAUUUUUUGAAGCUUUCACUGAAUUUCUUUUGCAUUCAAUCAGGUAUGUGGGUGGUUUAUUCUUGAUUUUUUGUGACAUGUUAUCAAUGUAAGCUUAGGAUUAACUUUUUCAAGCUCCAUAAAAAUAUCAUAAUUCAUUCUGUGCUACGUAUUGUUGGUUUUGUGAGAUAGCUGAUCACAAAUAGAAAACCUAUAGACAUUUUGUUAUUAUCCUAUGUAAUUAGAUUUGUGAAAGAUUUAUUUGGUUACACCCAAAAAUGGCAAAGAUUUUUUUACAUAUAUUCAGAAUAGUCUAAUAACUACAAUAUUUUACAAUAAAUGAAGAAAAUAAUGAUCUUGUAUAUUCAGAUUACAUGGCUAAUAUAGCUCAUUUCUUUAGUCAAGUUUUAUGACAAUUUAAUAGAUCUUAGUGUUUGGCAUUGGAUGAAGUAAUUGACAUUGCAUGGAAGAAUUAAUUGAUUUUAAAAAUACAAAUAUGAUGUCAGCUAUCAUGUGGAUUUAUGAAGAAAUAUGCAAUGUCUUUUUCAUUAAAGUGAUAUGCUAAUCCAAAGAGGGUCAAAUAUGGCACAUGAAAAUGGAUAUUUAUUUUCCCUCUCUAUUUUACAGCAUUGUAUAUAAGAUUGUAUGAGAGUGGUUACAAUUUCAGUUGAUAUCAAUAAUUUUCAACUAUCUGUUAUUGUGAAGACAUAUUUUCUCUUCUUUAGUUGAAAAUACUAUAUAUUUUUUAGUUCUUUUAUACUCUGCAUUGAUCAUGUUGUUAAAAAUGUUAUUUGUCAAUAAUAUUUACAUUUCCCAGGCUACAUGAUUAUAUAUUCCUUAUUUAAUUACAAUCUCAUAUUUCAUAUGACAUGACAAUGAAUAAUAUAUAUUGUAUACUCUCUGUGUUCUGGAAUAUGCUACAGAUAUGUGCUGUAUAGAGUAGAACAUAAACUUGAAUACAUUCAAUCUAAUGUAACAAAAUGAGGUUAAUUUAUUGAUUUGAAUGUAUCUUCAAAUGAAAUGAUCAAAUUUGUAUCUAUUGUGUAUGUACAUUACUGUAUGAAGCAAUCUUGAAAGAAAAAUGGCACAACUCUCUAAAUAAUGCACCUGAAAUUUAUUUUCUAAUGAAAUUAGCUUGAAGGGGUGAGGUAUUGUGAUGAAGUUAGAGUAGUAAAUGGUGCUGUAGUCCUAUAAUAUCAGAUAAAUUGAUGCACUAUUGUACAUAAGCUUGUUUUUUGGAAUAGAAUUCAGAUUUGUAUGAUCAUUUUAUUGACAUGUUAAUUUAAUUAUCAUUGCAACAUGAUAACAUGGACAAAAAUUAGUUGACAGCAUAAUUCACCCCUUUCCUACACAGUGAAAUAAAGAGAUUAGUAUGCUGUUUAAGCCUGUCACUCUAACAACUAUAUUUUGAAACUAACAAAUUUUUAAAGCUUUUUGAACAACUUGUUUAAACAAUAGUUGUUAGAGUGAUGAGCUAGACAACAUGCUAAAAAAUUGAAUCAUUGU